Messenger RNA from Aedes aegypti (yellow fever mosquito), 10002 nucleotides. It is a transcript of the gene rdgA, whose product is annotated as eye-specific diacylglycerol kinase. NCBI's taxonomy places the organism in Eukaryota, Metazoa, Arthropoda, Insecta, Diptera, Culicidae. The record is from RefSeq and is a predicted model, not a curated record. Gene Ontology annotation, biological process: lipid phosphorylation; intracellular signal transduction; diacylglycerol metabolic process. Gene Ontology annotation, molecular function: ATP-dependent diacylglycerol kinase activity; protein binding.
CGUUGGAAACGGUCGUGCGCGCGGAUCUUUUUGUUUGGUCGGUCGAUCGUGUCGUGUGGCGCGCGAUAAUUGUUUUUGUUUACAAAAGCGAUCGAAGGCAUUUCUUUUCACAGCAGUUUCGGCGUGCGGCGCGGCUUUUCGCACGUGCCGCGCAAUUAUCGUCGGGUUAGCGCCAUUAAGUCCUUAUUAGGGUUAUGACCUAUGUGACCAAGAAUUUUCUUGGGAGAAAGCCAAGUAGAGCUCCAUGAUGGCGACGAUCAUCCAAGUUAACCGUUUCAAGUUUGAAGAAGUGAAGUUCAGUGACGGGAACAGGUGCCACAGCAGCGAAGAAAUGUUCUACGAUUCAUGAAUCGCUGGAAGUUAUUUGUGAAUAUCAGUUAAUCUCAUGAAAAAUUCAAAACCCUUCAUCUUCUGUCGCAAAGUAGGCUGUGUAUCUUGCUCGAUUUUUGCAAAAUUGCCAUGGCAGCCGAUGAUGACGAGAGGGAGGAAAUCGCUGUCGGCCUACUCCGUUUUCGUCGCGGUCGUCUCCGUUCGCUCGUGUCCAAUUGAAAACACAUGUUCUGGACCCGUCAGAGCGCAAACAGAGAGGCGCACAUAAAAGUGAGAAUAACCGGUGCGCGACACGGUCUGUGCGCCGCUGUCCGUGGGUAAAUAUAAAUAUAAACCAGAGUCGUCUAUAGUUUUGUCCCUCCGCAUCGUGGCUUCCCCCUGUCCGGGAACGGCCUAUCUGCAUACGUACCUAACGCGCUCGGGGUUGUUCAAUAGGUCUACGUAGGUAGUGCUUCUGCAAGUGCAUUUGAGUAAACGUGUGAACGCCCUUUUGGCUCAACUACUGAAUCAGAAGCGUGAAGGGGGCUGGAAUCGUUCAACGGGGGCGCAGUGCGCUUCGGAUAGAAGUUUGCAUCGGGGGAUAUUGCAGUUCGUAAGAUAGGGAUAAUAUGCAAAAAAUGAUCUACCAAAGGACUUCGAAGGCCGUCAAACAGGACAAGACUAAACGAAAUGAGUAAGUAUUCGUCGCAUCAAAACCAGAGGAGGAAAAGCGCGCCACUUUUUUCCGUGGCGCCUACUUGGAUCAUGAUUGCUCGCUGGGAAGGCCCGGAAGCAGUGUCGGAUUCAACCGAAGGAUUCUUCUACGGUGUGGAUCAUCAAGGUGUUCUAAGCGGGAAGCGAACGGAUAUCUUCAAGGAAAUUCCAUGGAAUCAAUGUUCGCAAACUCGACUUAAUCCAAUGAUGCAAUAUUCCCGCGAGCAAUCCUGAAUUUCCCCAAGCCCAGAAUCCCAUUGAACCCACCGCGUCGUGAUUCGAUUCGCCAAUUUUCCUCCGACUGAGAGUGAGAACUUGGUCCACAGGGCGCAUGAGCAGUGAGCGGAAUCGGACCAGCUGUAAUGGCCCCACGUCCCCCUACCGCCACCGCUUCCGUUGCACAGCUGAUCGGAAGCGCUGGUAUCGUACGUCUUACCAGCUGCUAAGCGAGAAGAAGCUGGUUAAUGUUUUGUUUUCGUUCCGUCGGAUCUGUUUGGAGUUUGGGGAAGAUUAGGGGUUUGGGAUUGGACGGAGGGGGUUCACUCUGGGAACCGUUGUUGGGUGGCACGUGAGUUCCUACCUUUGGUUCUGACGACGACGAUGGUGGCGCCUAGCGAGCUCAGUUCACAUGCAACCGUCGUCCGAAGCGGAAGGAUCUACCAAUAUCGGGAACUACCGGAAGUCGUGCGUUUGUGCUUGUUCUUGGCUUGGCACUUACAUCUAUCGUGUGAAGUGGAGUUUGUUCUUCUUUCGUUUUAGUUAGUUCGUUCGUUGCUCGAGGGUAGUAGCUUUAAAGAGUCGGACGUAGUUUCGCGAGCCGGUUUCGGGUUUCCUGGAGGGACGCGGGGAAGGGACACAUUCCCAAGUGUGUGCCGCCGUAAGGCUCCCGUCGCCGCUGGAUUCCGUAUGAGUGGGAAAUGGCCAGGGCCGGUGGGGAGACAACAAUAGCAAUGAAGUUUCAGUGAGUCCUGUCCGGUCUCGGAUCCGUAUGUGUAUGUGAUGGAGUGUGUUUUAGUGCUGUUUUUCUGGCCAUCGUGUUUCGGGGGCUAAGGUAGACACCGACGACGACGUGCGAAAGAUAAGCCAAGGAGCAAAAAGGAUAAUUUACAUAGCCUUCCCCGGCAGUUGUCGGUUGGUUGAUGUGUGAGUGGUCUCCCUUCCGUUCGAUGGUCCAGCAGCUGGGGACCUCGGAAGGGAGGAUGUCCGAGGAUGACGGGGGAAAACGUGUACAUAGGGCAAUAUCUCGAUACGUCUCGGUGGCAGAUGGAAGACGGAAGAGCGCCGUAGUGUUGCUGUGGAUGAUCGAUAGUUCGAUGAAAGGCAGACGCGUAGAACAUUGAGACGGAAAUUGGGUGGCACUGUUGCCAAGGAGAACGUUGCUCCCAGAAUCGAAAUCCUUUCCCUCGCAGACCAUAAGGACAUAGUCGACAGGAGUGGAUCUUAGCCUACCUAAGAGAAGUGCGUAGGCAGCAUAAUGAGUCCGAUGCUGGCCUUUGGUGGACACGACUCCCCAUUAGGAUCGCCAUCAACACCAUUAUCACCAUCACAGAAGCGCGCGCGUUUUUCUGUUUCAACAAACGACGCUAAAUGAGGACUACGACGACAACGAUGAUGCUGAUGAUGGCCGGGAGCGGUGACGUUCCUCCCCGAUGGUGCAGAAAUUGACCGCAACGGCAACAAAUCGCAAGCCGGACUCGGGGUGUGUGUGGAAGAAGUCGCGGUGGGAUUUUUCGGUGCGAGUGUUCCUAAAAAUAGAACCAAACAACGCGGACAAUAGGCGUCGGUCGUGGCGAACGAGUGGAUUUUCGUCGAUUUAUGACGUCGGUUCGUCGUCGUUGCCGUCGUCGUGGGGCUAUGGACGGGUGAAUCUGCGAUUGCAAUCAAUUCCCAUCAUCUCGCCGCCGCCGAACCACCGAAGGAGAAGAUUGGCAAAAGUGAUUUCAAACGGCAGUUGUUCCGGGGGGACGGAGCUGGUGGUUGGGGUGGAUUCUGGGGAUUGGGGUUCGGUAAGGAUUGCUCUUGGGAACGUUUGCCUGGGCUUGGAUUGAGCGGUGACCAGAGGAGGAAGCAGAGAGAGAGCAGCAGCGCCUUUAAAAACGUAUCCUACUUGGCGUCGUCCUGCUGACCAUUAUUGGUGGAAGGUGAAAUCGGGGGGAUGUUUUGCGAUCUGGACGAUGGGCUGAACACAACGACGCAGAAAUUGGGAUUUGGACAACGUUGUCGUUGUGAGGACCCGGUUUAGUGGAGAUUCGAUGGGAAAGAUGAAACAAGGAAGAAGAUAGCCGGUCAAAGCGCAAUUUUGGGAUUAGUGAGUUUGAUGUCAAUGCUGUUUGGAACAUCUCAUCCGCUUAAUUCGGCGGAUCCUUAUGUGUGCUCAAAUAUAAAAACUAUGUGAAGAAAAUCGACUUAUCAUGAGUUCGGAAAAGUUCCAUCGCAAAAAAGGGUCAUCGCUAUGAAAUAUGAAUGACCGGGAAAAUUGAUUAACCUAACGUGAGGCCGUGGCCAUUCAAUCGAUCGAUCCGGGAAAAACCCGGUCAGUGUUGUAUAUGUUUACGCUUCGAAUUUGGGUCGCUCUCAAAGCAAAAGAAGAAGAAAAAAAAGGUGUGUUAAUGAUAAUUGAAUCGUGUUUGUUGUGCGGAAGCAGACGCAACCGACGCCAGCUGAAGCUCACGACGGUACAUAAUUUAGUGGGGAAGUGUUGAAAAAUUCAUCGUGAUCGCUAUCAAAAGGACGACAACCGUGUAAAAUUGUGCGGGUAAUGGUGAAGAGGAGUUUUCGGCGCGGAGUGUAGUCAAAUUGCUCAAUUUUCUGUGUAGUAUUAGGCAGGGCUUUGUGAUUGUGAUAUUUGGUACUCGACGAAGAAGACGACGAAGAAAGGAAGCAAAUUGCAGCAAUCCAGGCGAUGAUGAGGGGGUCGUCCGGUGGCAGGCCUUCUGAAGAAAAUGUGCUCCGGUAGUUUGCUACAGUUAUGGUGAUGCAGACGACAAACAUUUUGGAGCAGCAGCAGCAAGGCCAACCUCCACCAGCAUUGCCAGAAGCCAAAAGAAUCGACCUACCGACCGUAGCCCGAAGAGUCAUCACAAUCCGACACCGUAGAACCAACAGCCGCAGUAGAUUCGUUGGCCGCAACAGCCUCAGUUGCCGCCACCGCCUGGCCCUCCCCAGAGGGCAAUGGAACGGCCCGAGCGGCGGCCAGAGGAACCCAGGGUGUAGCCGCCUCCUAACCGACGAGGAGGGAGGAGCAUCGCCGUCACCUAAGCCGUCGUCCCACCCCGGGAACCGGCUAGGGGGGAACCGCGAUCCGCACUGUUCCCUCUCGGCACUAUGCACCGCCUGCGAAACACCUUCACUAGGUCACGGACCCCCACCGGUGCGGAGAUGAAAACACAGAGCAGUCUCGAAGUACCCAAACAGGUUCGUUCAGCAUCCUUCGACGAAAUCCAGCUAGAAGCCCAGCGUGCCAAUCAGUUCCUCAAGGUUCACCAAGCAUCAUCAACCGACGAGCCGUCAUCCGGUGGUUCACUUCUACAGGUACCCCAAGUUACAGGGCGUUCCCGUAGUUUCGACCUUGCCGGAGGCAGCGAAGACUCCCAAGCGGCCGUUGCUGCCGCUUUCCUAGAUGUGCCAAAGCGCUUCCAACGGCGAAAGUCCAGCUCGAAAACUCCUCCACCCUGCAUUCACUGUCUCUACCUGGAGGAGUACCGAAAGCUGACCGGAGUCGACCAGCGCCAGUACUACGACAAUACCGAAUACCAAACGCUCAGCUACAGUUCAUCGUCCUCCAGCAGUGACGCAGAGGACUCCUACGAAGACGAGGAAGAAGGCAACGACGACGAAGACGAAGGCUACGGGUUCCAAUUUGAUCUGACAUGCAAUACCUUACUGCCACCGCCUAUCUCCCCUUGUGGGAUCACCUUUACCCUAUCGCCCACCAAUGGAGAUGACCCCGAAGACUACGGAGACGUGCUGGCAGUGGACAGUGGUCCAGUCCUGCCGCCGCCUCCGAUGUUCGGCAAUGACUAUCACCCGCCUUUUCCAACUCUUCCGAUCGGUUCACCACCGAUCACCCCGUCAGGACCCGUAUUCCCUCCGUCCCCGACGAUCGAAGUGCCUCCCUGUUCCCCAGCAGUAGACGAACCCAGUGGGCCACCGACACGCACCCGAAGGCGUUCAAUCUCCCGCCAGGAAGCGAUCUUUGUCGAACCCACCGGCAACUCGCUGGAGAACGUCUCCUGUGCUGAACCUCAACACCAAGACAUCAACAUCAUCGUCCCGAGUGCGGACGGCGAUGACCACAACGAACCGGAAUGCUACAACGACAAUCUACUAGAACAAUCUGUAGUGGUGGCGCUGGCGCCUCCACCACCUCCAUCAACGACCUCACAGCUCUCAGCGGCAGCCGACUUCGUGCGGGACAUCUACCUUCAGGUGCCGGAUCUCAAACGGGACCGAGCAGCCUCGGUGGAUUCCUGCUUCACCAAAGUGACCGGGUCCAAAACCGAAGAGCUGAAACCUCCGGAAGGGGAGAUGACGCUGCUAACCGUGAACAGCAGUGGCGCAAUCCGAUCCCGAUCGGUGGACAUUGUGCUUCCGACCGAGGAGCAGGCCCGCUACAAGGCCUUGGCGCUUGCAGGAACGGUUGCCGCGACCGGCGCCGUCGGGAUAGCCGCGAGAGGGAAACCCAGCGCCGAUACCCACGGGAGACAGAUUCGGUGCACGCCGGAUUGGAGCGAAAAUGCCGUUUCCGGGGAUCAUCUGUGGGUGCCGACUUCGGUAUCCGGUGACUGUUGCUACGUGGGCGACAACGACUGCUCGAAACACGGUCCCCGGAUGAAGUGCUCGGCGUGCAAAAUCAUCGCCCACGCCAGCUGCAUCUCGGUGCUGAUGGAGCGAACUCAGCUGCAGUGCAAACCGACCUUCCGAGACGUCGGCGUAAGACAGUACCGGGAGCAGACCAAGACGACCCACCACUGGAUCCACCGGCGAACCGAGAAGGGAAAGUGCAAACAGUGCGGGAAGUCACUCCAAGCGAAGCUCUCGUUUAGUUCUAAGGAAAUUGUUGCUUUAUCAUGUGCCUGGUGUAAAUCAUCAUAUCAUAACAAGGAAGCGUGCUUCAACCCGGAGCGGAUCGGCGAGGAAUGUACGCUGGGUGCCCAUCGGAGCAUCGUGGUGCCACCGUCCUGGAUCGUGAAGCUGCCACGGAAGGGCAGUUUCAAGUCGUCGCUGCGGAAAACACCACAGAAGAAGAAGAAGGCCGGCAAGAAGAGCACGGCUCCGAAGGAACCGCGUACGUUUGUGAUCAAACCGAUUCCGACGGCCAAUAUCACGCCGGUGCUGGUGUUCAUCAAUCCGAAAUCCGGCGGCAAUCAGGGUGCCAAACUUCUCCAAAAGUUCCAGUGGUUGCUGAAUCCGCGGCAAGUUUUCGAUCUGACGCAAGGUGGACCAAAAAUGGGGCUGGAAAUGUUUCGCAAGGUUCCGCAGUUGCGGGUGUUGGCCUGCGGUGGCGACGGCACCGUCGGAUGGGUCCUCUCGGUUCUGGAUCAGAUCAAUUUUGUGCCUCCGCCGGCCGUCGGCGUCCUGCCACUGGGAACGGGAAACGAUCUGGCCCGGGCACUCGGCUGGGGUGGGGGCUACACGGAUGAACCGAUUGGGAAGAUUCUGGGCAACAUCGGAAACUCCGACACGGUUCUGCUGGAUCGGUGGAACUUGAAGGUGGAGCCGAAUACUGCGGUGGCAAAUGCCGAGGACGGAAAGGACAAUCUUCCGUUGAACGUGGUCAACAACUAUUUUUCACUGGGAGUCGAUGCCCACAUAGCGCUGGAAUUCCACGAGGCGCGAGAGGCUCAUCCGGAGAAGUUCAACUCGCGUCUGCGGAACAAGAUGUUCUACGGACAGGCCGGCGGGAAGGAUCUGCUCAAGCGGAAGUGGAAGGGUUUGGCCGAGUUUGUGACCCUGGAGUGCGACGGCAAAGAUCUGACGUCCAAGCUGAAGGAGCACAAGGUGCAUGCAAUAGUAUUUCUCAACAUUCCAAGCUACGGAGGUGGAACCCAUCCGUGGAACAAGUCCGGUGGACAAUUCGAACCGGCAACCGAUGACGGCAUGAUCGAGGUCGUCGGCUUGACUACCUAUCAGCUCCCGCUGCUGCAGGCCGGUGGCCACGGGACCUGUAUAGCGCAGUGCAAGUCCGCCAAGAUCGUCACCUCCAAAACCAUCCCGAUGCAGGUGGACGGCGAAGCUUGUAAGCUGAAGCCGUCCACCAUCGAACUGACCCUGCUGAACAAGGCUGUGAUGCUGGCAAAACGGAAGCCCGGAAGGGCCAAUGUGCCACAAGAAAAACUCGAAUCUCUCAACCUACCGCUGAUGAAAAUCAUGAUGUCCGACUACGAGCAGCACCACUACGACAAGGAUCUGCUGAAGAACUCGGCCGUCAACCUGGGCACGCUGGAUGUGCCCGUCACCGAUCUCGAACAGGUUCGAGUCCUCGUGAACAAGCACUGCGAAGAGCAGCCGGAUAGUCCCAAGCUGUCGCCGGAUUGGUGCUUCAUCGAUUCCUGCACAGCGGAGCGGUUCUUCCGGGUGGACCGAGCGCAGGAGAACCUCCAUUUCAUCACCGACAUCGCCACCGAUUGCAUCUUCGUGCUGGAUCAGGAGUGUCCCACGUUGCCGCAGACGCCGGAAGACGAGAGCGGAGGUAACCUGCAGAAGGAAGGAUCGGCCCUGCCGGCGCAUCUCACCAGCAGCGUAGAGUCCAGCGAUCGGGAGUCUCGCGACGGAACGCCGCAAUCGCCCGGGUUAAAGUUUUUCAACCGGUCGCUCUCGGGACCGGGGUCGGGCAGCGCUUCGGACACGCUGUCGCCGGCCCUUGACAUUCCGUCGAGAAAGAGUUCUCAAGGCUCUCAGGGUUCGCAUGGCUCUCAUGGAUCUCAGGACAGCCCUCGGAACAACCUUAGCGUUGGAGGUCCGGACAGCCACAGUGGAGGAACUCUCGGCAACGGCCAGAGCCUAGACCAGCUGGUCAACUUUAGAAGCUUCCACGAGCGAUUGUUCGGGUUGAAUGAGGACGCCUUCGGAUUCAGCAAUCUACUGGAGAAGACAACCGACGCGGUAAUUAAGGCGGCCAAAACGGGCGAUUUGGUGAUGCUGAAGGACCUCCACAUGCAGGGCUACUCGCUGCUGUCGAUCGAUUCCAGCGGCCAGACGGCGCUGCACUACGCGGCCCGGUACGGCCACAAGGACAUCGUCCGGUAUCUGAUUUCCUACGCGCCGAACAGCAUCGUCAACAUGAUCGACAACGAAACCGGCCAAACGGCUCUCCACAAGGCGGCCAGCGCUAAGCGGCGCAGCAUCUGCUACAUGCUGGUGGCGGCCGGCGCCAGUCUCAUCAUCCAGGACAACAACGGCCGGACGGCUCGCCUCCUGGCCAUCGAAGCGGAGGACCGCGAGCUGGCAUCCUACCUGGAAAAUCAAGAACAGUUCCAGCUCUCAGAUUACCACGUGAGCGCGUGAAACAGAUUCGCCGCCGCCAUUAGCCAUCGUCGUUCGCAAGCCGCUGCCAGUUGCCGUCAGUGUUCCUUUUCUUAGCGGGGGAUGGCAAGGAGGAGGGGGGACCAGAGGAUGAUCCAGCAAUCAAAUCUGCGAAAACAAAAGACAAACUCCAAUCAAACACCGACUGAGAACAUCGACAUCCAACAUGCGCCUCUUCGUGAAAAUGGGGUUCUGGAGACUGUGAAGGGCAUUUUCCGCCUCGAGGAAAAUGCGAAAAUUUAUUCUGGCAAGGCACCGGAGAAGAGGGGGAACCGCGGCCAAAUACGAAGGAGUAACCCGCCGCAAGUGAUCGUUCAUUGUUAUUUAUUAAUUAGCAUCUUUAUCUUAUACUCUUACUGAGGAGCAAAGGCACCACCACUUCCUAUUUAGCCGUUUAGAAGAGGAAAUACGGGAAAUUUUCAAAAGGGGUGGGAUUUAUCCAACUAUUUAUGAAGGAGUUUAAGUUUUCACGAUGUUUCGGGAUUUAUCUAACAUGUAAGAAGUAUGAGUUACAUAGUUUAGCAUUCGCGGAGCGCCUAAAUCAUCGACACUACACACUACUACACUGAGAAAAAAAAAAAAACAAAUUGUUAUAGACUUACUAUUUGCUACUAAGGAAAAGAGAAACGAAGAAAAAAAAACUAUAAACUGAAAUACUGCGAGGAAAUAAAAAAAAAAAUUCCUUCUUGUUACGGAUUUACAAAACGAAAGACGGACGGUAGGAAGUUCUAAUUUAUUGCACGCAAUCUACGGCCUCGGAAAGCGAGGCCAUAUUUCUCUAGUCAUUGAAAAACUGAAGUAUUUUAUUUCGCGCGCGCGCGGAUAAGUGAUGGGUUACAUUAAUCACCGCAACACCUACACACCACUUUUAGGCACUCACAAUUGAAUAAUUGGAAGUCUGGAAUAUUGGAGGGGGAAAUGGUAGGCACUAGACUAGUACAGUGAGUGGGGGGUGGGUAAGUCGCAGCUGUGACGAAUUCAAAUUAAGACGAGCCGUUGACGCUCGAUAGGCCUUUCCCGACAAAUCUAACUUUCUUUGAAUAGAAACUUUCGAUCAUAUUACUUUUACCAUUUCGGUCGAUUUGUUAAAAAAAAUGACAUUUUGGACAUCCCUUCGGGACAUUUAGGACAUCUAGGGGUGGUCAAAACGUUUAUUUUUUUUUAAUAAAACACAAAAAUGAGAUGAGUAUGCAAACUACAACGUUUUCGACAUUUAAAAUACAUGUUAAAUUAGCCGGGAAAGGUCUAUUGAGCGUCAGAUUGAGAGAUUGGGAGCUAAGCGGGCUCCAAAUAGACAAAGAGCAGAAUCGUAACGAAUGAAAUGAUUGAUGUUCAAGUGGUAGACAGACGACGAGACGAGAGUUUCGAAAAACACAAAGGCAAAUAAUGGCUGCGACACACGAGAGAUCGAUUGGGCGGUGGCUGAUUUAUGGAACCGGCGUAGAAAUUGACUCG